This is a messenger RNA of Lepidothrix coronata (blue-crowned manakin), 1060 nucleotides long. RefSeq names its product dicarbonyl and L-xylulose reductase (gene DCXR). The transcript is spliced from 8 exons. The record is from RefSeq and is a predicted model, not a curated record. Gene Ontology annotation, biological process: glucose metabolic process; xylulose metabolic process. Bases 16 to 873 code for a protein of 285 amino acids. Gene Ontology annotation, molecular function: L-xylulose reductase (NADPH) activity; carbonyl reductase (NADPH) activity. Lineage: Eukaryota; Metazoa; Chordata; Aves; Passeriformes; Pipridae.
UGGGUGAGCCCCGGGAUGGCUCCGUGCUGCGUUCCGCCGGGGCUCCCGCUGCCUGGCCCGGCCCUAUCGGGCCGCCCGCUCCCGGGCCCCGCCUCGGCCGCGGGCCCGCCCCGGCCACAGUCCGCUCGCAGCAUGGAGCCGCAUCCCAGCUUCCGCGGCCGGCGGGCCCUGGUCACUGGGGCCGGCAAAGGGAUCGGGCGCGCCGUGGCCGUGGCGCUGAGCAGGGCCGGGGCCCGCGUGACCGCGCUGAGCCGAACGGCGGCGGACCUGGAGAGCCUCGUGCGGGAGUGCCCGGGCAUCGAGCCCCUCUGCCUGGACCUGGCGGACUGGGACGCGGCGGAGGCGGCGGUGGGCGCGGCGGGGCCCUUCGAGCUGCUGGUGAACAACGCGGCGGUGGCGGAGCUGCAGCCCUUCCUGGAGGUGACGCGGGAGGCCUUGCAGAGGUCUCUUGAUGUGAAUUUUGGGGCUGUGCUUCACGUUUCCCAGAUCGUUGCUCGGCAGAUGAUCGCGCAGGGAGCGGCAGGGGCUAUUGUGAAUGUCUCCAGCCAGGCCUCGCAGCGUGCGCUGAGGGAUCACGCCGUUUACUGUUCCACAAAAAGUGCUUUGGAUAUGCUGACCAAGGUAAUGGCAAUGGAACUGGGACCCCACAAGAUUAGGGUGAACACUGUGAACCCCACCGUGGUUAUGACUGACAUGGGGAGAAUUAACUGGAGUGACCCUCAGAAAUCCGCUGCCAUGAUUAAUCGGAUUCCCCUGGGAAAGUUUGCAGAGGUGGAUGAUGUGGUGAACAGCAUUCUCUUCCUGCUGAGUGGCAAGAGUGCUAUGACAACUGGCAGCUCACUGAUGGUUGAUGGGGGCUUUCUUGUCUCCUAAGAUGGCCCCUGCAUUUCACCUCGGCCUUAAUUUCCCUACUGGUACUGCAUAGAUGUAAACUGGAUAGAAAACAAUGACACAGACAUAAUCUUGCUGGAGGGGCAGCAGAGCUGGAGCCUGUAGGAGAAGUGAGGCAGAAAAUAACCUUUGGAAGGCUGCUAUAUAAUAAAGCUCACAUACAUCGUCA